GACGACAACGUGCUAAGGAGUUAGCCUGGGACAGGAGGAGGAGGACUGUUUAUGGUAUAGGCUUAUAACCCCCCAGCGUUUUCCUCUUUUUAUUUUACUUUAGCCACACGCUUUAUUUAAUUAUGCCCAGCAAGAAGAAGAAAUACAACGCCAGGUUCCCUCCGGCCAGGAUCAAGAAGAUCAUGCAGACAGACGAAGAGAUAGGCAAAGUGGCUGCAGCGGUUCCUGUUAUUAUCUCCAGAGCUCUUGAGCUUUUCCUGGAGUCGCUGCUCACCAAGGCCUGCCACGUCACCCAGUCGAGGAACGCCAAGACCAUGACGACGUCGCACCUAAAGCAAUGCAUCGAGCUGGAGCAGCAGUUUGACUUCUUAAAAGACCUGGUGGCAGCGGUCCCGGACAUGCAAGGCGAGGGGGAGGAGAACCACACCGAGGGGGGAGGAGAAAAAGUCCCGCGCAGGGGUCGAAAGCCAGGAUCUGGUCGCAAGAACGGGGGAGCCGGCUCCAAAGGCAAGGACAAGAAGCUGUCGGGAACAGAGUCGGAGCAGGAGCAGGAAGACUCCGAAGACAGCGAGACAGACGGGGACGAGGACGACGGCUCCCAGUCAAGCACAAACCAGCAGGCUGCGUCCAUGUUCCACAGCUCCAACGCCCCCUCCCAGGUGGUGCACAUGGGCAACAUGGUGUCGGCAGCCACCCUGCCUCCAGCUCAGGCCCUGGGCACCAUCGCCUUCGCUCCUCAUCCCUCCAUGGUGAGCAUCGCGCCACCUCCCCCAGCGCCCGCACCGCACAAAAACGAGGAGGAGGACGACGACGACGAAGACUAUGACUCUUAGCUCCCCCGACAUCCUCUCUUUACGUCUCUCACACACACACACACACACACACACACACACACACCUUUCAGCAUUAUUUUCAGGUUCUUAGGUUGACCCUUUGGUGGGGCGGCUCCAGCAGCGAAGAGGAACAUUCUUCAUCACGGCCCACUGACAGAAAAGCUGUAAGAGACAGAACUCGUUGUACAUUAGGUGUUUUAAUUUUUUUUUUAAAAAGCUUUUAUUUUAAGGUAGAGAUGGAGGAUGUUUUUUAGCUGUUUCUUUGUUGUUCAGCUUAUUUUAAUUUUUUUCCCCCGUGACUAGUAAAGAUGGCAGUGCUAUGAGCCCCAGUAGAAAGGAUAGGUGUGGUUUAUUUCGCCUCACAGCUUUAGGUUGUUUUGGUUUUGUUUUAUGCGCGUUUUUUUUUAGUUUUUUUUUUUGUGGCACUUUUCUAAUUUCUCUUUAUCAGACAUUGUUAAAAAAAAAACAACCAAACACGGUUCCCCCGACCGUCAGCUUGGCUGGAAAAAUCCAAUUAGUGGUAGCUAAAGCCUCGUUCCUGCUUUUUAAUGCUCGGACUGAGCGAACUAGGGGAGACGAGUUCAGGGCAAUGGUUUCUGGGGGAUUUUUUUUGAACGCGGAGGCACAUGUUAAAGGGAAAGGAGGUCAGCGGAGCGUUCUGCCUCCACGUCGUCCUUCAGCUGAUCGAUGCUGCAGUUAAGGUUGCAUCUUUUUACUCGGUCCAGAUAUGAGUCAACUAAAAAGAAAGCAGGUGAUUUAUUUAAUUUUUUUCGUCAUUUGUUUCGCAACCAGUGGUUUGUUUUUGUUUCAAAUUUAGUCACUACUUUUAUUUGAUGAUUUUUAUCAAGGAAGCCGUAACCCUCCACAACCACAGCCCUGAUGUCAACCAGGUUAAUGAUUCUUCUCAUUUCAGUUCUGAUUUUGAUCCUGCCACCUGUUAGUGUUUCUAUUCUUUUACAUGCUCAGAAAUUUCCCCUUAUAUGCCUGUAAAUACAGGGACUGUUUGUCCAGGUCUUUGUUUUUAAAGUUUUUUUUUUUUGCCCUUCUUGCCCCAGCCGCAGUCGUCCCUCCUCCAUCGUUAACGUUCGUUCUCCUUCUUUUAGAUUCGUUUUAAAUGAACGCAGAGUCGGGACUCCCAGCUUCUUACGAAAUGGUUCCAAGCGGUUUACUCUGUAUUGUAAACUUUUAAUGUUUAUUUUUAUUUUGUAUGGGUGAAAUAAAAUUCACAUUUCAAUUUGAAA
This is a messenger RNA of Fundulus heteroclitus (mummichog), 2074 nucleotides long. It is a transcript of the gene drap1, whose product is annotated as DR1-associated protein 1 (negative cofactor 2 alpha). The transcript is spliced from 7 exons. The coding region runs from base 123 to 833 and encodes 236 amino acids. Gene Ontology annotation, biological process: transcription by RNA polymerase II; negative regulation of transcription by RNA polymerase II; positive regulation of transcription by RNA polymerase II. Gene Ontology annotation, molecular function: core promoter sequence-specific DNA binding; transcription corepressor activity; transcription coactivator activity. Lineage: Eukaryota; Metazoa; Chordata; Actinopteri; Cyprinodontiformes; Fundulidae. Gene Ontology annotation, cellular component: nucleus; negative cofactor 2 complex. The record is from RefSeq and is a predicted model, not a curated record.